CUGUCAUCUACAUCUCUGUUGGGUUACUCAUUAUGCUGGUCAUCUUCCUCAUGGCGCUGACAGUGUUGUGUAGGAAGAGAAGAAGGAAAUCACCAAGAGUUACUCAACCUGGACCUUCACAACAAGUCUCCGUUGUGCUUCUUCCUUUGAAUGAAAACACUGCAGAGGACAUUGACUUUAACAACCACAAAUAUGAUGAAAUCAACAAGCUGCAGCAGAACAACAAAGACAUCACGACUGUCUACACUACAGCAGAUAGACUAGUUGAUCCAACAAUCUACUCUACAGCAGAUCAACCAGAAGUUUCAACUAUCUACUCAACAGCAGAUAAACCAGACGAUUCAAUGAUCUACUCGACAGCAGAUAAACCAUACGAUUCAAUGAUCUACUCCACAGCAGAUAAACCAGACGAUUCAAUGAUCUACUCGACAGCAGAUAAACCAGACGAUUCAAUGAUCUACUCCACAGCAGAUUGACCAAACGAUUCAAUGAUCUACUCAACAGCAGAUUGACCAAACGAUUCAAUGAUCUACUCAACAGCACAUAAACCAGACGA
Molecule: messenger RNA, 556 nt
Organism: Sinocyclocheilus grahami
Lineage: Eukaryota; Metazoa; Chordata; Actinopteri; Cypriniformes; Cyprinidae
Product: serine-rich 25 kDa antigen protein-like
Exons: 3
Coding region: 33-476 (147 amino acids)
Source: RefSeq, a predicted model, not a curated record